Malassezia japonica is the source of this 792-nucleotide messenger RNA. RefSeq lists its product as uncharacterized. Gene Ontology annotation, cellular component: THO complex part of transcription export complex. NCBI's taxonomy places the organism in Eukaryota, Fungi, Basidiomycota, Malasseziomycetes, Malasseziales, Malasseziaceae. The coding region runs from base 1 to 792 and encodes 263 amino acids. The transcript is spliced from 4 exons. The record is from RefSeq and is a predicted model, not a curated record. Gene Ontology annotation, biological process: mRNA processing.
AUGACCGACACACAGCCGGCCAUGGCGCUCCUUACGGGCCAGGAGCAGGAUGAUAUCCUUAAAGCGCGCCUGGCCACAGACGAGAAAUACCUCCGGCGCCUCACAAAACGCAUCACGACCGUUGCGCAAGCUGCCAGCGACGAGGAACACAAUGCGGCGGUCAUAAUGCUAAAGAGCGACCUCGAUUUGUUCUGCAAUCACCUUAACCGCUUGCAGGCCACGUCUCAGUCGACCACCCAGCGCGAAAUCGAGGCGUACGACAGCGAGGCAGCCGCGCUACACGCAUCAUGCGAGGAAGAGCGUAAAAAUAUUGCGCGUCUCAAGAAAGAACUCGAGGCAGCGCAGCAGACGCGGCAGAACCGCAUCGAGUACGACGAGCUCGCGCGCAAGAUUGUUGUAUACCCCAGCCGCGAAGACAUGGAGAGCACGCUGCAGUCGCUCCAGGAGCGUGUCGCGGCACUCAAGCAGGAGAAUGAGUCGUUUUCCAGCAUCACUGCCGAGACACGGAGUGGUCUGGAUGCGAUUGUGGCUCAGCUGCAGAAGCUCCACGAGUCGAUCGAUGCCUCGCUUAGGCAGGCGCCGGUUGCCUCGGGCCCUGCCGAGGCGGAUGCAGAUGCGGAUGGAGGUGAGCCCAAGACGCAGCUCAACCCCAACGUCCCCUCCUUUACACCGCAGACUCACGCUGCCGAGGAGCCUGCUGGGAAUGCCAAGCGUGUGCACGCCGCACCCGAAACUACCCACGCCGCGCCGCGCGACCAGCCCGAGCCCAAGCGCCUACGGAAGAGGGAAUAG